AUGAUUGAAUUCGAAUGGAGUUCUCUCCUUCGUGAGAUGUCAGAACGCUGCCCAUUCUUACGCGACGUUCUCGUGACCACUGCCAAAUGUGCGAACAAAAAUAGAAAUCAUGUUCCACCAAUUUGUUUGUGUUAUGCUAUUCUUCUACAACAACGUAAUCGCGAUCUAAAUUUGGUGCAGAGAAUCAACACCGUACUGCUUUCCGAAGGCAAGGCAAAAAAACAGGUACGCUGGAGUAGUAUACAAAUUAAACAUUGCACACAUUUAGCGAAGCUUUUCAAUCAAAUCAGUUGAACAAGUAAUUUCAUCAGACCAGACAUAAUAAUUAAGUAAGCGUACUUAAUCAUGAUGUCUGAUCUGACAAAAUUACUUAUACUACAUAGAGGACAUAAAGUGCGUGAAAGUACAUCAAAUAAUUAACAUCAUACAUACAUUACAUGUCUUGAUUGGAAAAAGUCUCCUCAAUAUAUUUUUAAAAAAUUAUUAGUUCAACAGUUGCGAGUUAAAAUUUUUUUACCAGACCCUGGGGACAAGGUUAUACGUCGCGUGUCCUUAAUAUUAAGAUGUCCAUAAUUAUAUAGUCAUGCAUACACUUAUCUGUAUGUCUAAUAAACCAUAGAAACUCUUACGUCACUCAAUUUUUCAUUCCAUAUAAACAUGCAUAAUGCAUUUGGCAUACGCAAUGUAAUGUGCGAUACACGUAAUCAAGUAUUCAUUUUUUGACAGUGAUGUAACGUGAUUACUUCUAAGGUCUAUAGAAACGUAAAAAAUUACAUAAUUUACAAGAAUUACGACCACCUCGUUAAUGCAGCCACCCUGAUAAUACGACCAAAAUAUUUUUACUGUACUUUUGCUAAAAUGAACAUUUUUGUAAUUGGUUACCAUAAACAAACGGAAUUAGAGUUCAUGACUCGCUUUUUAGUAGGAAAAUCUAAUCCUUAUGGCAUUUCAUUAUUAUAAUCAAUCACAUAAACUAUUCCUAUAGUGUCGUGCUAACCAUUAAAUUGAAAUAGAUCUCAGCUAUUGUACAAUUUACAAUGUAUGCAUCCGUAGCAUGCAGAUAACACUAAAACUUGAAUGUAUUUAAGUGGCAAUGAUGCUUGUUUAAAAACUCACGUUGCCUUCAGUCUUUUACUCAGCUUAUAGAAAGAUGCCAGAAAGUAGGGUUUUCUUUAUCGCAUCAAAGUAAAGUCAAUUUGCUCGACCACAUUGCCACCCACAAUAAUGAUCAUGUUGUAAACGAGGUGAAACAAGGAAAAAAGCUCCAAGGAACCGGAGAUAACUGGGACUACAAAAUCCGAGUGCAUAAUAUGCGUAAGACAGAACAAAAUAGAGAUCUACACUACUUCGCUUCAAACAUCAUUGUCGAAAGGGUACCUUGCGAAGGUUCAUCCAAAUUUGCACCACAACGCGAUAUUCUCACUGUACCAAAUUCCAUGUUCCUCUUGGACAACACGGAAACACGAAAGCUCCGGGAAGAUUUUAAAGUAAUAGUUGGACGGAUUCUGGUAGAUCGCAUCACUUCUCUUUCCUUCAUGAAGUUAAUUAUCCCCGCGCACAUAGAAAGUAAAUAUCCAAAUGAAAUGGCGCAGAAGUCUACAAUCAUACCUUUAUCCAUGCAGUUCAAGGAAGAAAAGAAGUACGAUGACGUAGUUGAUAUCCUCUCUACUUAUGAAAAUACCUUGGAAGAUAUAUAUUCGAAAGCUGAAUUGAUCGAAAUUCCAAAAGGUACAAAACCAGCAGCCGCUUCGAAUGUCAGCUUGUCUGGUGUGGCAUCACGCCCUGAUCAACCUGGUGUUCAUGCUAAAAAAACAUGA
Messenger RNA from Paramuricea clavata, 1817 nucleotides. Lineage: Eukaryota; Metazoa; Cnidaria; Anthozoa; Malacalcyonacea; Plexauridae. The record is from the annotation of a GenBank genome assembly.